Molecule: messenger RNA, 1440 nt
Organism: Naegleria gruberi
Lineage: Eukaryota; Heterolobosea; Eutetramitea; Acrasida; Naegleriidae
Exons: 2
Coding region: 1-1440 (479 amino acids)
Source: RefSeq, a predicted model, not a curated record
AUGAAAUUAUUCAUCAUCUUGCCGUUUCUCUUGUUAAUUAUUCAACUUGUCACUGGUCAAAGUGUCAUGACACAAUGUUAUAAUGGUUCUGCAACACAUUACACAGGAACUACUUUUAUGUGUGGUUACGAUCAAGUACCAACAGCACAAUGGAGAAAUACCAUUCCUGUUUAUAGAGGUUUCGCUCCGGACGAACCUUGGUUAAAGAUGACAGAUUUAUUACUCAGAGCAAGUUGUGGUGAAUGUUUCCAAGUAGUGGGACCAUACGGAACAAAUGCCAUUCUAAUGGUCAUUGAUUCAUGUCCAACUUCGUCCAACACUGAAUGGUGUAGUGGAAAAACUUCCAUUAAUGGAGAUCAUUCAAGUCAUUUCGAUUUACUUACAAAUGGUAAUAAUGGAGCUUGGGAAGCUAUUGCAAAUGGAUUUUCCAAUACUUUUAAUCCAAUUUAUAGAAAAGUCAGUUGUCCAAUUUCUGUCAAUCCUAGUACAAAUCAAGCUUAUCCAUUGAGAGGAUAUAUUGGAAAAGGUAGUAGUCAAAAUUGGAUGACCAUCUUUUUCUUUGAUUUUACAGUUGGAAUGAAAGAUACCAUUACAAUUACAGAAAGUGGUGGAACUGAGAGAAGUAUUACAAAAACUUCUUACAAUACUUUUGAAAUUCAAGCAAGUAGUGGAGCAUUUAAAAUGCCAAUGGUAUUGAAAAUUACAAGUAUUUAUGAUGAAGUGGUCACUAUGACGAUUAGUUCAACACCUGCUGAGGGAACUAUUGUGGAUGCAAGUGCAAAUUUCAAGAUUUUAACCAAAUUGUCAGGUUAUUCAUCUGGUUCCAUGUGUAUUUCAUUACCCAAUUUGGUAAUUUAUAGAGAAAAGUUGGAUCCUUAUCAAAAUACUCUCAAACCAACUACUGGUUCAGAUUGGAGACAAAUGGCUUUGUGGAGUGGUACCACAAAUUAUGUUUCUACUGCAGUUACUGGUCUAAAUUCACACAAAGCUGUUUGGGAAAUUUCUUUAAGUGGUUAUGGUGGAAUUAAUAUUGGAAGAGAUGUCAAAUUAUUGAAAUCUUAUUUUAAAUCCAUCAAUAUGUCCAUAAGAGCCUCUAGUUCUAUUGCUGCCUCGAGUAUUUAUUGGGUCAUCAAUGGAGACGAAACGAAUCCAAUGAAAUUACCAGCACUUUCCACUUCAUGGACACAAGUAAGCAUGCUCAUUGCCAAUAAUUCUGCAAUUCCAUCUGAAAUUACAAUGGUAGGAUUCAAGAAUGCAUUGAAUAGUCAAUUUACAAUUUAUGUAGAUACUAUGGAUUUGAUUUUACAAGAUGGAAUUAAUGCCUCAUCCAUUAUGGCUGCAUCGUCAAAUUAUAAGGUUUCUGAAGGUGCUAAUUGGCAAACAAGUGGAUUGUUAAUUGUUACCUUGAUCAUUUGUUUAAUUUCAACUAUUUUCAAUUAA